GAACGCGUGAGGUAACCAGGCGCUCAAGUGUUUGUCCUUAUCUCUGGUAUUUGCAGCCGAGCGGGAAGUGGAGGCGAUUUGCAAAAACGUUUUGUUUUUCACCCUCUGAGGAGUUUUCUUAAUAAACAGAUAUGACUAAUAUAUUGCAGCUGGUGUCAGAAACUCCGGACAGGCGGACUUUACCCACAAUAUCGCAGCUCUCCGAAAACGAUAUUGACUGUAUUUGGGCUGAAGUAUCCGCCUACACUGAACGACAGAUGACGUUACAGAAGGGGGUCCACCUGGCAGGACUGGGGACUUUCACCUUCUCUCAGCAAAAGCUGGACCUAGGAAACAAGUUCACAGUGAUCCAACGACCCAUCUUCCUCCUGGCUGGGAAACUGGUUCAGUCUCUGGGUUUAAAGCAGACCAGACCACUGGCUGCAGCAACACACCUUCCAGUGGUGCAGCUAAACUUUGCAGCUGUGUCACAAGAGGGUCCUUUCAGUCGAGACGUAGUGGAGGGCUGCGUUAGAGAAACUCUUCUGCUCCUCUUCAGAGCUUUGGCCUCGGAGCAAAACGUGUUUAUCACCUUCCAGGGAAUCGGAGUUCUGUCUUUUAAGAACAACAAGGUCCGGAUGAAAUUCAACAGCGAUUUUAUUAAUGCCAUGGAUGGAACUGGUAGGCUGCUGUUAGCCUAUAAGAAUAGACCUGGCAGCAGUGUCUCUUUACUGUCUGGUGGACCGUCCAGGCUUCAGCGACCACAGACUGCCAAGCCCACCUCCCUGCCAACUGUCUGCUCUCCUCAACCAGACGACAAAGCCGGUGACAGAGAUGGAUGGUGCUUGUCACCAGCUCCAGACCAGAGGAAUGCAGGAGAAGUUCCCCAACAGAGAGAAUCUAAAUCCCAUCAGACACUGCAGCCUGCCCAGAUGAAAGCUGUCAGCCUGUUUGAAGAACUGAAUCCAAAACCCCCUGUAGAGGCCACAGACAAGUCCGCCACCUCCAUCUCCCCGCCAGAGCUCGCUCCCAAAGUGGAGGAACCUCAUGUGAAUGUUAGCUGCUCUGGCCACACUCGUGCUGGACAGGAGCUGUGCUACCUGUGUAUGCAGCGAGCCCAAAGAAAUGUUCCAGUGUACCUGAGGGAGCAGCAGCAGGCAGAGGAGAAAGCCCAGGAGAAACUCUUACUGAAUAAAGAGCAACAGAGAGACAAGCAGUGCAUGGAGGAAGAACAGGCAAAGCUGAAUGAGCAACGCGAGCAUGCAAAGCAGGUUGCUACAUUCAACCUGCAAAUGUCAGAGAAGAAAGGGAAGACUUAUUGCCCUCUGUACCCUACUUCAUUUAUCUUCCCGGCUCGGCCCCUCACUCCUGCAAAGAGGAUUCAGCAGCAUCGUUAUAUGAACGAUCUUCAGAGCCAGAUAGAGAGCCGGCGGCAACAUGAGGCUCAGGACCAGCAGAACCGUCUCCUAAUGGAGCAUCUAGACCAGGUCCAGCUGGUCCAGGAGAUAGCUUUGAAGAAGGCCCAGCACCUCCAACAGAAACAAGAGAGAACUAAGCAUUACAAGACGGCUCUGGACACUCAGAUGGGGGAUAAGAAGUGCACAGACCCUCCAGAGUGCCAGGCUGACAACUCUUGGUUCAGCCGCUGUGACACAGCAGCCAGCAGCGCAGAGGGCCGCGAGAGGGCGCAGAAGCUAUUCCAAGUAAAUGUCGGUGUUGCUGCUCAGAGGAAAAAGGCAGAAAUGCACAGCCGCCAGGCACAGCUGGAGAAAGAGAGAGAAAUGCUCAAACACAACAAAACAGAACUAAUACUUGACCGCAUUAAUCGCUUUGAGAAGAAGCGAGACAUUAGUAAGUCAUUGGAGGAUGAGUGGAGUCGCAGUGUGAAGCUCAAGCACCAACAAGAGGAAGACGAGAGGCGCUUCCUGAGGUCUGCUGGUCAGCUCCUUGUAGAUAAGCUUGCACAGUACAGGCGCUGCCGUCAGUGCAAGAGGAGGACCUCUAACUUUGGAGAGAGCAACAUCUGGAAGGACUCUCAUUACCUCUCUGGCUCACAGUUCAUGAUUUGAUGAACAGUACAGUUUACGCCAGCACUUGAACAUUAAUACCUCACAGCUUAAACAAGACCUCAACCCUUUUACUCAUCGUGCGAUGGUCACUUAAGAUUGAAAUAAUGUGUUAAGCACAUGUGAAGCAUACUUGGAUGUUAUGGUGUGCAGUAUUCUCGAGAUUUAUUCUUUCUCCUUUUCCUGAAUUAGUCCUUGGAGUUUGUGUUUAUUGCACUUAAUAUGGUUGUUUUUUGGUAUUUUGUAUUGUGAAAAUAAACAAACAAACAAACAAAUAAAUCUCUACUCUGUCAUUUAGUUUGGCUCAGAGGCCCAGUGUGUUAAAGUGACAAGACAAACUGGGAGAGGCUAAUCACAGAGUACCUACAGUAGUUAGCAUGCAGGCACAAGGUAAUGCACUCAAGUACUCUGCUAAAGGCUUAGUUCAAAGAAGAAUAGUCCAUGUUAUCAUGUUAUGUUUGUAGAAAAUCUGCUCAGGGGAAGGAAAAACGUGGCAAUUAACAUACAAAAGAUUUUUACAUAUUCUGAAAACUUUAUACUUCAUGAAUACCAUUGGACAUUACAAAAUUUGAGGAAUAGCUGUCCCAUAUCUGACCCUGAAAUUGUCCAUGCCAAAGUUCAUAAGAGGAAGUACUUUCCUUAAAAAGGAAGAGGGCCCCAACAGGGGGCACAAGUGUGAAGACUGACGACAGAAGAAAGAAAGAGAAACACAAAUCAUUAUAAAUCAUUGUGUGUUUCUUCAUAAAUCAUUAUAGGUUGAAAACAUAUAAGAGCAAAAUGAAAAGUGAAGAAGAUAAAACAAGAUAAGGAUGAAGGAAGGUAUGUAGCUUUAAUAUGGGAGGAUGGGUUCAUGCGAUGGGGGAGUUUCUAUAGAUGAUAAAUGGUGUGUCGCAGUAUUCUUCUGGCAGUGAUCCCAGUUCUCUGUGAAACCAGAACUCCCUUAAUGAGCUCAUGGAGGCAUUUGAUUUGGUCUUUGUACAGAAACAGAUGCACAAUAAACUGCCCCACACACUCUGGCUGAUUCAUUUUUGAUUGUGUGUGUGUGUGUGUGU
Messenger RNA from Seriola aureovittata, 3097 nucleotides. Its product is annotated as coiled-coil domain-containing protein 81-like. The transcript has 16 exons. Gene Ontology annotation, cellular component: centrosome. The record is from RefSeq and is a predicted model, not a curated record. Bases 132 to 2048 code for a protein of 638 amino acids. Lineage: Eukaryota; Metazoa; Chordata; Actinopteri; Carangiformes; Carangidae.